Messenger RNA from Didymodactylos carnosus, 462 nucleotides. Lineage: Eukaryota; Metazoa; Rotifera; Eurotatoria; Philodinida; Philodinidae. The record is from the annotation of a GenBank genome assembly.
AUGGUGAUCAAUCUUGGAGGAACAAACAUCUACAAUCAAGCAGUCGUGCAUCAUGGUAAUGGUAACUCAGUACUAACAGGUGAUGAUCGCAUGAAAGCACACGACUCGGUGUUACAAAGUGCACAGAAAACCAUGUCAAAACUUAUUAUUAGUGGUGGUGACGUUGUUACGUCACCCGGUCGUUGGCUUAAUCAUAUGCUGGAUUAUUGGCAUAUUUAUCUUAUUUGUCUGACAGUAUUAGUUGUGGCUGGGUUUAUUAUUUAUUGUUGUGUUCGGCGAAAACUGCAUGGCUUAGUCGAAAUAAAUCGUGAUGUCGUUGAUAGUAGUGCUGUAGAAAUGCCGAGACUUUUGGCGGCAGCAAGAAGCCAUUUUUGUCACGAUCGUCAAUCAGCAGAACAUGUAACAGUGCCACAAAAGAAUGAUUCAUUAGAUAAAAAAUUAACAACUGUUUUAGAAGUUUAA